GAAUCAUUGGCCAGCGGGUCUGCGGACGAGACAUCCUUGGCUACGCCUGGCGCUUCUGGGGGACAUCGGAGAGACUUUGGGGAAUUCAUUGAAAGAUUUCCAGUUUCGCUGGAGGGUCUGCCUCCAUGUAAAAAGAAAAGGGUGGAAUACGGUUUUCCAGAAGACCGUGUCUUUUAUAAUAAAUGGAGGGCCGCCCAGUACGCCCAGCGGGAGAAACAUCUGCUGUCACAUUUCACACUGCACAAACCGUCUGCAGCGAAGGUCUUAUCACACAGGAGGGCUGGACGGUGAACUGGCCAAAGCCGGAGGAGAUUGUGCUGCAGUGGAGACCAGCCCCAAAGCAAAAAGUAGAAGAAGACCGUUUUGUCAUUCAGUGCGUGUCCCAGCAGACAUGGACGGGGCUCGCCAUCAAGGACUUUGGUGCAGAGCAAGAGCAAGGAGUCGUCGCAACCCGACGGUUUUACACCAACGAUAUAGUCUGUGAUUACCAUGGAAAGGUAAUCACAGAGGCUGAAGGGAGGGCCAUAGUGCAGAGCCUGAACGACGAGCCUGGAUAUUGUUUCUUUUUCAAAGCUGGAGAAAGAGAACUGUGUGUAGAUUCACAGAAUUAUCCAUGCGAGAGCCACCCUCUUACAAACACUUUUGGCAGAAGAAUAAACCAUUCUUCAAAGAUGCCAAACCUUAAACCGUUCCAUUGCAAGAUGAAAAUUAAUGGGGAAGACAAGGAUAUAAUCUUAUUUAAAGCGCUGAAGGACAUCACUGUUGGCACACAGCUCAAAUAUGACUAA
This is a messenger RNA of Pimephales promelas (fathead minnow), 788 nucleotides long. NCBI's taxonomy places the organism in Eukaryota, Metazoa, Chordata, Actinopteri, Cypriniformes, Leuciscidae. The record is from RefSeq and is a predicted model, not a curated record.